ACCGCUUCCGUCUUCCUUAUUACUUUGAUCGCAACCAUGGACAACGUAAACAAUAAUGGCGGACUAAGUGUGGAGCUCUGACGCUUCACAUGUGUUAAUUGUCUCAGGACUUACCCGUGUAUGAUUUCAAGAUGGAGGAAAAUGAAGAUGACCACAUAGUGACUCAUCUGAAUAUAGAAAAUCCAGACACUGAUGAAGAGGAAAUUGACACCCAGUGUCAGAAUGCAGUCAGGGUGGAUUUGGACAGGAUUAAAAGUGGAUACAUAGAAAAGCUCCACAGUCAGUCAAACCUACCCAAUGUACUCAAUGAAUAUGGAUUGGAAGAAAAGGAAAACAAAUAUAAGCAACAACGCAGAGCACAGAAAGAGCGUCAGCAGAAAAAAUCGGUGAAAGAACCAGAAGAAACAGACAACGAAGAAAAAAGACGCAAAAAGAGAGAAGAGCAAGCAAGGAAAAUCAAACAGCACUACAGAACGUCUAAGUCUCUCCAGGCUAUACUUUUGAGGGAAAAUUCGCGGUACUCCCAGUUAAUGGAGGAGCGACAGAGCUUGCCUGAAGGAAGCCAGUAUUUCUCUAAGAAAGUGUCCCACAUGAUGACAAGACUGAAUACACCCCGAGAUUCCACACACCCCGGGGAUCAGGAGGAGCUGCAGAAGCCAGAGAGACAGACGUUGAAAAAGAAAACAGAGAAACAUGUUUUAACCUCAAACAGCAGCUUCCUCAAGGACAUGCCAAAGUCUGAUGUUGCAAAGGUUGUUGAGCUACAAGACAAGUUGAUGAAGGAAGGAAAACUAAAAACACAAUAUGACAUUGACAGAUUCAGAGAAGAUAUAAAGAAGCCAGAAGUCUUCAAUUCAUAUUUCAAAAAUACAAAAACUUCUGAUACAGGGUCUGUAGCAGCCAGUACUGUCACAAGUUUACACAAACCUGCACCCCCCAAUCCUCGUUCCCUCAGUCAUAUCGCAGAAGCAUCCCGACCGCCCACGAGAGAGGAAUGGGCCGUUACUCACCAGUUUGCAGCCAAACAUGAUGAGCAGACAAAAGUGGGAGCUUCUAAAAAACAAACAAUGUUAGACCUAGAAAAGCGCUUCCCUAAGCCACUGAUGCCACCACUUAGGUGUUUCUCAAUGGAUCUUGGGGAGAAACCUGCUGACCCAGAGGAGAUACAAAGACAGGCUGAACUGAAGGUGCGAAUCAAACAGAGAAAGAAGUUUCUUCGCAAGUUACAUCGAAUGCACCAAAUGGCUAUGGCCCAUGGUGCUGCAGCUAAUAGAAUAUUGGAUAAUCAUGAAGAGAUCGGUGGUAUAUUGGAUGGAAAUUCACUGCGGGAUGUGGCGUCCAUGUAUAGUGGGAUGCAGAACCUUAUAUCUAUGCUGCCCGCCCCAGAGGACAAGUACAUCUCCCGCCAGGACGUAGAGGUGGCAGAGAUUGGUGGUCAGUUGAUGCAGGAUGAUCAUAGUCGAGGAUCAUCCAGCCACGGCAGUAUCCACUCACGGACCUCUCUACAGUCCAGGAGUAGCCUCCAGUCCCGCGGGAGUCUGCAGUCUAGAGGAAGCAAGGCCAGCGGUGCACCAGGUCUUCGCAGAAAACAAAUGUUACAGUCUAGAGAAUCAGGUCGUCCCAAACCAGCACCACUGCCCCUUACCAUGGAUGAAAUCAGAGGCAAGACAAAAAUCAUUGAGGCAAAAUGUCUGAGUAGCAACUGGAUGAAUUAUAUGAAAGCUGACAAGAAGAUUGAGACAUCAUAGAUACCAACAAUCACUCAUUUUGAAACAAGAUACACAGAUGUGUUUAGAUUAUGAACAUGAAUCUCUAUGAGUAGAACACUUUUGCCAUAAUGUUUUUUUCAAAACCAAAGUUUUUAGUUUAAUGUCAAAACCAUUAUUGAUAUUCUGGACAGAACAAUCUGUCUGAAAUGUGUUAAAAAGUUAACUUUCAGAUGAUGAUUACAAAGUUAAUUUGUUAAGAUGGCACCUAUUCUAGUCUUUAUGUGAUUGGCUCAGAGAAAGCUGUAUGGUUUGUGGUUGUUAACAGUCUAGAUGUUAACACUGGUGUCUUUGUAUAUAAAUGAUAAUCAUGCACAAAUGUGGAGAGAAAGUGAUGUAGGGUAUGCGAGAGAGGUAUGAUUUGGUGCACAAGUACAUUUCUAUUAGCACAUUGAUGUGGUUGUUCCAUGUUCACAUUCAGCUAUAUGUCUUACCAUGUAAUGUCAGUUUAUUAUCAUGAUGUAGAUUUUAUGUCAUAUUUUGAAUAUUAUUAAUAAAAUUAUUAUAAAGCU
This is a messenger RNA of Mizuhopecten yessoensis (Yesso scallop), 2278 nucleotides long. RefSeq lists its product as uncharacterized. The record is from RefSeq and is a predicted model, not a curated record. The coding region runs from base 132 to 1748 and encodes 538 amino acids. NCBI's taxonomy places the organism in Eukaryota, Metazoa, Mollusca, Bivalvia, Pectinida, Pectinidae. The transcript is spliced from 16 exons.